AUGCUGAGUCACCCGCCCAGCUCUCCGCCUCAGGCUCCUAAGCAGCUCCCCAAGGCAGUCAAGCUCCGCGCGGCCAACGAGGAGGUUCUACUGGGUAUCACUGGCAAGGACUUUGUCCUUCUGGCAGCGUCUAAGGCCAUCAUGAGGGGUCCGACUAUUAUCAAGGCCGAGGACGACAAGACACGACAGCUGAGCAAGAACACCCUUAUGGCUUUCUCGGGAGAGGCAGGAGACACCGUACAAUUUGCGGAAUACAUCCAAGCCAACAUCUCGCUUUAUACGAUGCGAAAUGGCACCGAGCUGGGCCCGAACGCAGUGGCCAACUUUGUCCGAGGAGAAUUGGCACAGAGCUUGCGAUCGCGCAGUCCGUACACUGUCAACCUGUUGCUGGCUGGCGUGGACUCUAUCUCCCAAAAGCCCUCGCUAUUCUGGAUCGAUUACCUGGCCUCGUUGGCCCCCGUUCCCUACGCAGCUCACGGAUACGCCCAAUACUACUGCUUGUCGACCCUCGAUAAACAUCACCAUCCCGAUAUCACGCUCGAACAAGGCCUCAAACUCCUAGAGAUGUGCACGGACGAGCUGAAGCGCAGACUACCGAUCGACUACAAAGGAGUCCUAGUCAAGGUCGUAACCAAGGAUGGCGUGAGGGAGCUGGACUUUGAUAAUGACAGGAUCGUCAAGAUUUGUCUUGUUUGCACCCCACCGCCCAUCGCGUUUUCGCCGGUUUCGAUUCCCGCGCCGGUUCCCUCUUUCAAUCCCCUUCACCAAAUCAUGAUGCCCAAGAGACAAGCGGAGUUGUCGCUGGAGGAAGACCUCCCGGCAGGCUCUCCUGCAUCCAAGAGAGUCCGCGUGGAGGAUGAAGCCUCCGAACAAGAAAACCCGAGCCACGGGGCCCUACCGCUGCGCCGAGCCAGUGGACAAGAGACCGAACAGCACGAGCGCAAUGAAGAGAACAUCCUUGCUGCAGCCGAUCAGGAGCAAGAGGUGCUAGCCGAAGCAGCACAGAAAGAGGAGAGUGAGUCCUCCGACGGCGACGAGGAGGACGACAAGCCGGUGAUCGCGGCUCCGCAACGCCAAUCGCAACCCAUAGAGGGCUACAGCGACCUGUACCUCGACACCAUUAAUCGCGGCAUCCUCGAUUUCGAUUUCGAAAAGCUGUGCUCAGUCAGUCUGUCCAACAUCAACGUAUAUGCCUGUCUCGUGUGUGGCAAAUAUUUCACAGGCCGAGGACCCAAAUCGCAUGCCUACUUUCAUGCUCUUGAAGUCGGACACCAUGUCUUCAUUAACAUGGGCACCAAAAAGGUCUACGUUCUCCCGGAGGGAUACGAAGUCCAGAAUAAGAGUUUGGAGGAUAUCAAAUACGUGGUGGACCCUUAUUACACCAAAGAAGAGGUCUCGAAAUUGGAUAAAGAGGUCCACGAUGCGUUCGAUCUGGCUGGGGCCCGCUAUAGACCAGGCUUCGUGGGAAUGAACAACAUUAAGGCGAACGAUUAUUUUAACGUGGUGGUUCAGCUCUUGGCCCAUGUUUUCCCGGUUCGCAAUUACUUCCUGCUCCAUGAUUUCCCAGCGCUGGGAACGCCACAAUUAGUCCAUCGCUUCAGCACCCUCGUGCGGAAAUUAUGGAAUCCCAAGGCCUUCCGAUCCCAUGUCUCGCCGCAUGAACUAUUACAGGAGAUCGCUAUCCGAUCAUCGAAACGUUUCACCCUCACCCAACAGUCCGACCCUGUAGACUUCCUGUCAUGGUUCCUCAACAACCUACAUUUAGCCCUCGGAGGUUCCAAAAAACCCUCGAAGAACCCAACGAGUGUGAUUCAGGCCGCUUUCCAGGGUCACCUGAAGAUCGAAAGUCAAGCGAUCACGGCUCAUUCUGAUACCCAAAAUGCCCGUCUGGUCUUCACCGAGUCUGGCACCAUCAACAGCCAAACUAUCCCCUAUCUUAUCCUCACUCUGGAUUUGCCGCCGACUCCUCUAUUCCAGUCCUCCAAUCGCGAAUCCAUCAUUCCCCAGGUCCCGUUGACCACUCUCCUGAACAAAUACAACGGAAUCACAGCCUCGGAGAAACUCGCUCAUCGAGUUCGGCAUCGUCUCCUCCAUCCCCUCCCGCCUUACCUCUUCUUCCACAUCAAGCGAUUCAGCCAGAACCGGUUCGUCUCAGAGCGGAACCCCACGAUCGUUACCUUCCCGUCCCCUCGCUCCCUCGACAUGUCUCCCUACGUCGAACCUAAACCAGAGAUCUGGCCGCCAGGCGAGCCGAUCCUCUAUGACCUUGUGGCCAACAUCAUUCUUGACCCCACGGUGGCCGCCCCUGGAGCAACCGACGAGGCGGCAGCAGAUAAGGGCGUCAACGCGGCCGGCGGGUCAUCGUCUUCGGGGGCCGGCGGAGGCAGCGAAAAGGUUGCCUGGCUCGUUCAGCUGCACGAUAAGGCGAUGGAGGCGGAGAACACCCGGCACCAAACCCAGCAUGCUGGAGAGCAGCGGGGACCGGAAUGGUUGGAGAUUCAAGAUCUGUUUGUGAAGCGAGCCGAAAGUGAGACUUUGUUCACCAGGGAAGGAUAUUUGAUGGUCUGGGAGCGCCGAAAGGUUCCGGGCAUGUCGAAUCGAAAGGGCAAAGCUGCUGCCAAAUAA
Molecule: messenger RNA, 2625 nt
Organism: Aspergillus affinis
Lineage: Eukaryota; Fungi; Ascomycota; Eurotiomycetes; Eurotiales; Aspergillaceae
Product: snRNP assembly factor
Exons: 7
Coding region: 1-2625 (874 amino acids)
Biological process (GO): spliceosomal complex assembly; protein deubiquitination; mRNA processing
Cellular component (GO): proteasome core complex
Molecular function (GO): zinc ion binding; cysteine-type deubiquitinase activity
Source: RefSeq, a predicted model, not a curated record